UUCGCCACGUUAUCGCAGCCAAUCAGGCCUCGUGUGGGAGCCGUAGUGCUGGGCAAAGACUGGGGGACAGUGGGCAGUCGGCUAGUGGCCGGGGGAUGACGAGGAUGUUGGUGCUUUGCAAACGGUGUAAUGAAUACUCUUGGUUUGGGAGAAGAAUCGUGUGGCGUUGAAUCAGUGUCACCGUUUGGGAAUGCCUUUAAUUCUGUGAAAGGGCCAUAUGGAGAUUUUGCCUGACAGCAAAAGUGAACUGUUGACAGCCAAUCUGGAUUUUAACGGCCUGCUGAAGAAUCAGUCUUCUUUGAGGAAGAAAAGGUUGCUGAUUAUUGUACCAGAUGAAUUCCAGAAAACCAAGGCAGAAACAGAAGUGGGAACAAAUUUCAGCAUUGAACUACAGAAGGGCUUGAUCGAGCCAACAAAAGAGAUUAGUAAUCAAAUGUUCAAUUAGCAAACCUGUUUCACUCCACUAGCUUGAAAAGCAUUGAACUUUAAAGAUAUGGCUGUGAAUGUUAGGGUGAUGCUAUGGACUUUUUAUGCAGUAUUUGCACUCUUGGGGCAAGUUAAUGGCCACAGUAUGUUCGCUUGUGAGCCCAUUUCUCUCAGAUUGUGUCGUGACCUGCCUUACAAUAUGACUUUCAUGCCAAAUCUUCUAAAUCAUUAUGAUCAGCAGACUGCAUCCCUGGCAAUGGAGCCAUUCCACCCUCUUGUAAACUUGAAAUGUUCCAGAGACCUUCAGCCGUUCCUCUGUGCAAUGUAUGCCCCAAUAUGCACUGAAUAUGGGCGUUUUACUUGGCCAUGCCGUAAACUGUGCCAGCGAGCUUAUAUGGAGUGUCAUAAGCUAAUGGAAAUGUUUGGAGUGACAUGGCCAGAAGAGAUGGAGUGUGCAAAGUUUCCAGAUUGUGAUGAAGGCUAUCCACGCCAAACAGACUCUGUUUCAGAUGGUGACCCCACAGAGGAGGCCCCAAUGGCUGUGCAGAGAGACUAUGGUUUCUGGUGCCCAAGGGAAUUGAAAAUCAAUCCAGAACAUGGCUAUUCUUUCCUGGGGGUUGCAGACUGUUCACCUCCUUGCCCUAACAUGUAUUUCAGACGUGAAGAACUGUCCUUUGCCAGGUACUUCAUUGGUGUGAUAUCCAUUGUCUGCCUGUCUGCCACACUCUUCACCUUCCUCACAUUCCUCAUUGAUGUCAAACGAUUCCGCUACCCGGAGCGCCCUAUCAUAUUUUAUGCAGUCUGUUACAUGAUGGUUUCCUUAGUGUUUUUUAUUGGUUUUCUUCUUGAGGACACAGUUGCCUGCAACAGAAAUGAUCCUUCAGUUUACAAAGCAUCCACAGUGACACAGGGCUCCCACAAUAAAGCAUGUACUAUCCUGUUUAUGGUGCUGUACUUCUUCACAAUGGCUGGCUCAGUUUGGUGGGUCGUCCUUACCAUAACGUGGUUUUUAGCUGCCGUUCCCAAAUGGGGCAGUGAGGCAAUAGAAAAGAAAGCCUUACUGUUUCAUGCAAGUGCCUGGGGGAUCCCAGGGACACUCACCAUAAUCCUCCUCGCCAUGAACAAAAUCGAAGGGGACAAUAUCAGUGGCGUUUGCUUUGUUGGAUUGUACAAUGUUGAUGCACUGCGGUAUUUUGUCCUGGCUCCAUUGUGUCUCUAUGUGGUGGUGGGGGUUUCCUUGUUGCUGGCAGGUAUAAUAUCACUGAACCGUGUGCGGAUUGAAAUCCCAUUGGAGAAAGAGAAUCAGGACAAGCUGGUGAAGUUCAUGAUCCGAAUUGGUGUGUUCAGCGUUCUCUAUCUCGUCCCACUCCUUGUCGUGAUUGGAUGUUAUUUCUACGAGCAAGCAUUCCGAACUGUGUGGGAGACGACAUGGAUUCAGGAACGGUGUCGUGAAUAUCACAUUCCCUGCCCUUACCAGGUGACGCAAGUGAGCCGCCCUGAUCUUAUACUCUUCCUGAUGAAGUAUCUGAUGGCUUUGGUGGUCGGGAUCCCAUCCGUGUUCUGGGUUGGCAGUAAGAAGACCUGUUUUGAAUGGGCCAGCUUCUUCCAUGGGCGCAAGAAGAAAGAUUCUGUGAAUGAGAGUCGCCAAGUUUUGCAGGAACCAGAGUUUGCUCAGUCUCUGCUGAGAGAUCCAAACACCCCCAUCAUCCGCAAAUCUCGAGGCACCUCCACCCAAGGAACAUCCACUCACGCCUCCUCCCAGCAACUGGCCAUGGAUGAUCAGAGGAGCAAAGCUGGCAGCGUCCACAGUAAGCUCAGCAGUUACCACGGCAGCCUUCACAGGUCACGGGAUGGCAGAUACACACCGUGCAGCUUAAGAGCUCUGGAUGAGAGGUUGGUUCACGGUAGUCUGCCACGGCUCAAUGAUCAGUCUCGGCAAAGCAGCCUACACCGCCUGAAUGACCAGUCCCGGCAUAAUAGCAUCAGAGAUCUCACAAACCCGGCAACACACAUCACCCAUGGCACGAGCAUGAACCGGGUCAUCGAAGAAGACUGCACAAGUGCCUAAUCAUUGUUUCUGCAACAAAGGCAAAGCAAAGGGGCCUCUAAUGUUUAAACAAAAUCAAUAAAACAGAAGCCUGAAAGAUCAGCGACCAAACGCAAGAAGUCGAUUUAAAAAUCUAACAAAUAUGGAAGAAAAUCAAUUUUGGCAAAAUGUGUUUAGAAGUUUCACGACUGUUGUAAACCUGAAUGGGAAGGAAAAUUACAAGCUGUUGGCCUGGGCUGCCUUGUUUUCAACAUUGUUAUCAGAUCCAUAUAAAUCAAAUAGGAAUAUUGAAUACCUUUCAGAAUUGAUGAUGAGCUUUGAUCUUAAGCUCCCAGUUUUAAAAGCCUUGUUUUGACACCCUUAAAUACGUAUUUUUGUGAUUCUGAUGCAGAAGGUGAUUUAAAGACAUUGACCAAUAUCCCAUCACGGGAACACAAAGGGUAAAUGUUUGUAAUUUUUUGUUUCUAGCCUAAUUGGAAAGACAAUAGCAUGUCUGUUAGUUUUCAAGGUACGCAUCUUAAACCGAUUGAAUCCUGUUGUUGGAAACGGGAUUAUUGUGUGAAAGAUCAAAUAAUGUUAAAAAUAUUGUAGAAAUAUGUUGUGUUUACUUGAAAUUAGAUUGGUUUAGGGAAGGGGCUAGUGCAAGUUCUAUAGCCACUCCUCCUGUCAGGAUGUUUCAAUUCUACCUCAUGCUGUCCCAUCUAAAAUAUUAUGGACAGGAAACAUCAUUCAGCUGUUUGGACUGAUUCAUUCAUCACGGAUGCAUUUUUCUACUGGUUAACUCGCGCAUUGCACUUGAUGGAUGUUGUUUUGUUUAAAGAUGCAGCACAGAAUGAGGCCCUUUGGCCCACCAAGUCUGCAAGGACCAGCGAUCCCUGCACAUUAACACUAUCCUACAUACAGUAGGGACAAUUUAUAGUUAUAGAAAGCCAAUUAACCUAUGAACCCGUACGUCUUUGGAGUGUGGGAGGAACCCGAAGAUCAUGGAGAAAACCCACGUGGUCACGGGGUGAACGUACAAACUCCAUACAGACAGCACCCAUAGUCUGGAUCAAACCCGGGUCUCUGGCGCUGAAAGCACUGUACGGCAGCAACUCUACCAUUGCACCACCAUGCCGUGGGGCAAGUUGAUUUGUGAACUAACCUGUGUAUUCAGAUUUAAGAGCAUGGUGCUAGUGUGAUAUGGGGCAAUGACUUGUAAUAUCAUCAGGAAUUUGAUAUGCAGGUUGGUUACUUGCACCAGUUACAAGAUGGGGUUCCAAUAAUACAUAGUAACACUUAAAAUUUGAUGGACCUAUUCGCCAUUCCUAAAGCCCAGUGUUAAAAGAACAUCUGGAUAAUGCCUGCUUUGGUUAGCAGCAACUCCAGGUUUACUAAAUUACUGGGUUCAUGACCUAAAAAUACCCUUGGUAAUCUUUUACUAAUAUCUGUCCAAGGGAAAUUUUCAAUUACAGUUUAUGUAAUAAAAUCAAGCAGGGUUUCAGAAAGUAAGAACUGUUUAAAAUCCUGCAAUCGUCUCUCCAGUUGACUAUUUAAUUGAACUAGAUAGGUGCUUUCAAACAUUUACCAGUAUUUUCACAAAAAUGCUUGCUAUAUAAUUAAAUUCCACACCAGCCGUGCAGUCUGGAACAUUUGUUUUGUUUUCUUAUUGAAAAUGUGACUCUUAAUUGCAGUUCAGAUUGGGUGUCAAUCAUAGUUAUAGUACUUCCGUUUCUGAUUCUGAAAGUUUAAGCCUUUCUGCAGGUUCUUCAGCACGAUACCAAACUGGAAUUUCAGUGUUGAUACUGAGGAGUGCUGCAUUGGUAGAGGUUGUACCUUUUGCAUGGGGCACCAGUGCGGCCAGAACAAAAUAAAUCUUUAUUUAACAUUUGUGCCAUACAGUGCUCAGCAGGAGAUGCAACACUGGCCCUUUACCACAUUCCUUCCUGCCACCCAAGAAUCCAAGCAGUCCUUCAAGGGGAAGUAAUUGAGGUGGUCUGCAAAGCAGCCACCCAAUCUGCAUUCUGUCUCUCCAAAGUAGAGGAGGCCACUGAGGGCAAUACAUGAAUGUAUUUAAUGUAUUGCUAUCGGUGAUUUCCUCUACUUUGGAGAGACUGAAUGCAGAUUGGGUGACUGCUUUGCAGACCACCUCAAUUAAAUUUGUAAAAUGAAUUUAAACUACUGGUCACCUAUUGCUUUUUUUUCUGUACCAUUCCCACUUUGUCCUGGCUUUGCCCUCCGAUACUUUUCCCGAUAUAGAUUCAAGGAACAACUUUCCAUCUUCCAACCGACAUGUGCAGCCCUUUCGAUUUGAUAAUGAAUUUAACAGUUUCAAAUAACCAACCUUUUCAGGUGCAAAUUCAUCCACCUGAAACAUCAAUCAUCAUCUCUCUCAAGCCCCCUCUCUCUCCAUAGAUGUUCCAUGGAACAGUACCACGCAGGAACGGACCUUUCAGUCCACAAUGUUUGUGCUGAACUUGGUCUGCCUGUACAUAAUCCAUAUCCUUCUAUUCCUCUGCCUAUCUAAAAGCCUCUUAAAUGCUGCUAUCAUAUCAUAUCUGUGAUCUGUAUUUUCAGAUAGCCAAGCAACAAGUUCCUCAUGUUUCCAGUCCUGUUGAAGGAUCUUUGACUUGAAAUACUAGCUCUGUUUCUCUCUUCAAAUAUGCUGCCUGACCUGCUGAAUAUGCAUGUUUUAUUUGUUUUAUUUUCUAGCUACAGUGAAAUCAACAUUCAUUGAUUUUUCAUUUGGGUAACUGAAGAUCUGAUUUCUCCCGUGUCAUGGUUGCCUUGCACAAAUCAACACCGUUUAACGGUUAAGUAAUUUACAACUACCGUUAUCACAAAAUCUUUACUCUGCUUGUGGUCUUGUUUUCUUCCGUGACCAAAUGAUUGGCUUGCUAAAGCUGUCCAAACAUGACCAAUAAGUCUUAUCAACUACUCUCAUCCAAAACGGAAACAGUAUGCAGCAAUCCUUCACACAUCAGCAGAGUGGCUCACGUCCCAUCUUUUUUUAUUGACACAUUAUUCACCCUGAAGGUAAGGCUUAAACAGGAUCCUAAUAAAUAAUGGCUUCAUACAUUUAAAGUAAGACUUCAAAACACAAGAAAGAGUGGAAUUUCAAUAUUAAAAAAGGGAACAAUCAAGAGGACUCUUGGGAGAAUUCUUGUUUCAUUCUUGUAGUAAAGUAAACUCUGGUCAAGCUUUAAUGCCUGCAUUAAAAUGGAUUGAUUUUGAGCUCUGAAACAUGCUGUAUUACUUACUGUAAUUCAGAACUUAUGUUGUUUUGAGAUGAAAAGUAGCGGGAUUAACUAAUGGUGCCACACUUUAUGUCUUCAACACACAAUUUUUCCUUUGGAAACCAAUGAGCAUUUGUGCUGCAUCUGUCCUUAUCAUCCUUCAUAGUUGAAUCAGCAGUGCCUAUGAUCACAAUUUAUCAAGUUUGUAAUAUACAUAUUGUCCUCCAGUUGCAAUGGCCCAAAUACACCAACGCCUUGUUGCUGGUUGUAAUAGACUAGGCACUAGUAAGCCAACAUAAAAUGCAGCCACCAGCAUCUUGCCAGUAGACAGUAACGGCAAGCCUGUUCCAGAGUUGCUAGGAUUGGCAGCAAUUCUGCUGGGUUGUUGAAUCUGUUGCAAGAAUCCUGUGCCUGAAAAGGGCAUCAACUGAGACUGUUCGUAAUAAAAUGGCGAUGGAAAGAGAAAUUGAUAACUUGCACUCACCCCAUAAAAAGAGCCUGUUUGUUUACUAUAGAAUUGUGGCUGGAUGUAUAGUUUGGUAAAGUGUUUUUUAUUUCCACAGGUUUAGCACUUUAUUUGAGUGUAUAGCUGUUGUGCAGUAGUUGUAAAUUAGACUUUUUUUUUAGAGAGCGGUAGAUUUUUAAUAAAAUAAUCAAACCAUU
This is a messenger RNA of Leucoraja erinaceus (little skate), 6351 nucleotides long. RefSeq names its product frizzled-3. NCBI's taxonomy places the organism in Eukaryota, Metazoa, Chordata, Chondrichthyes, Rajiformes, Rajidae. The coding region runs from base 494 to 2494 and encodes 666 amino acids. Gene Ontology annotation, molecular function: Wnt-protein binding; Wnt receptor activity. The transcript has 7 exons. The record is from RefSeq and is a predicted model, not a curated record. Gene Ontology annotation, biological process: canonical Wnt signaling pathway; non-canonical Wnt signaling pathway. Gene Ontology annotation, cellular component: plasma membrane.